CUCGGCUCGUUUGCAGCCCUAAUGCCAACGGUACGACUAAUCUCUACUGUCUUAGGUUGGAUUGGAACUUGGAAGGGUUUCUGAAGUAAAACUUUGGGCCUUGCGGGUCUGUUUCGCCAAGUAAAUAAAUUGUGGGCCUUUACUUCUAAUCUCGCGGUGGGGCUUUCCGUUCAGUUGUGGGCUUGAGUCGAAUUAUUAGCCCCUGCUUCAUUUUCUUUCACAAACUAAAAUAAAAACCAGAGACUGGUGCUGACGUGGAUAAAGCGAAACGUUUUUUUAGUAAAUACAUUUGCUGGAAAAACUGGAAAGGUGGAAAUAAAUAGCACUGAAAUGACGAUCAACUGUCAAAACUCAAAACCCUUAACGCCACCUAAAGCACGGUGAAGAGAUCGACCGAAUCUGGAGACGAAGGUCCGGCGCGGCGCUGGUCAGGGAAACACAACGGAGCUGAGCUCGGUAAGCAAAACAUAGCUUCAGCUUUGCUUGUUUCGACAUUCACAACACUGAGCUAAGUGGGUUCUUUUCCCCCCCUUCAGUUUGUGGAAAUGAGUAGAGCAAAAGCAACACUUGGAAUUUGAGGUGUUGGGGGGAGAGAGCUAGGAACAAUCUCUUAGCUCUAUCUUCUCUAAUGGCAGUGCAUGUUCGUAGGCGUAGUUUAUGCAACUGUUCAAGUUAGUCUCUGCUGGCUAGCUUGUACGGCGCACCAUGGCUUGUCAGUUCUUUAUGAAGGUGGAACAAUCUACUUGCUUGAGAAAGCAUGAGAAUGCUGCUGUUUUCUGUCCAAAUCGGCCGUGGGAAGGCCAGAUGCUGUUACGUAUAUACACCGUUGGUUAGGGUAUUUACUUUCGUCACAUUGCAUGAUAAGUAUGCGUGAUGAUGUAACUGUAGGCAUGGAAAUCAGCCACAUUGAUGAUGACAUUGAAAUGGCUCUUGAAGCCGUGACUGGUGAAGCUGGCGGACAAUUGGAAGCAGAGAUGGCAUCUACAGUUCCUCCAAAUGGGUUGGUGGAGAAGAAUGCUUGUAUUCCAGGGACUGGGAUAGAGAGCGUGAGAAAUGAAGCUGCUGAUGAAGAUCAACCUCUAUCAAUGUGGUUUGGAAGACUCUGCUCUUCCAAAAGUGCUGAUGGAUUGCGUGUAAGGCAAGCCGAUCAAGAAACCAAUCCUGAUGUUUGGCCGUUUCAGAAAAGGUCACCAGCUUGGGCAUCAAUAGAGUCCUUGGAAGUUUUCAGAAACAUUCCACAAAAACCUCAUUUCCGACCUCUCUUCGACUGCAAAGAGGAUUAUCGUGAAGGCGCAGCAAUUGGUAUAAUGGUAACCUUCUCCAAUGUGUUUGAGAAGAUAGCCAAUCUUCGCAUCCACGAUUCCAGGGCCUCGUUCAAGUCAAAUCUGGCCAGCUUAUCAGACUUGGAGAAGCAUGGGUUCAAUGUCACACUGCCACGCAAUCGCAUAAACAAGCUGCUGUCGAUCAAAGAACCGUUGAGCAAGUGGAUGAACGUUGUCAAGAAUGCCGAACCGGAGCUACAACAUCACAUCGACAAGAAGAGAAAGCUGGUGGCCACGAUCGACGAAAUCGAGAAGAAGAUGCUGGAACUACAGCAAACACUGGCCGCAACCAAGAAGGUGAUGGAAGCUGAAGAAGCCAAAGCUGCAGUUCUACAAUCAACGGUGGAUGAAAUGAAGGACCGCAUCGACAGUGCCUGCAAUGAGUUUGAACUUGUGGUUGCCGCCCCUUGGAGGUGAUCAUCUGCUGAAUCGUGUCCUUAGCAAUAGGAAGGUUGAACUUGAAAGCUGAGGUAAGUAGUAGUGUGAUUAUGACUAAUGUAGAGAUGGAUGUUAGAUCCUAUCCCCUUUUGGCUUGGCUGCUGUCUAUAUACUAAUUUAUGAAAUGUUAAGCCAGGAACGAGUUCGAACUUUGUUGUUAAGUAUGUUGACUGUAGUAGCACUGGACAAGGAGUGAAGAUUGUGUAACCCUAAUGAGCUUAUAUGGCUGUACUGGAUGUGUUGUUUCUUUUCCAACAUCAAAUGGGCAUUAUGUUUGAGUUCUUGUAAAUCCUUUUCUCUUUUCGAUUAUGAUUCCUGUAGUUUAGUAUCAAAAGAAGACGUUAUCUAUUAUGAACCUAGGCUAGCUACCUGUGAUUUCAGGGUCUGAGUUUGCACCAUGCUGGUUCAGUCAGUAUUGAGCUCCAACCUAUAAUUUGUCUGUCCCGAAACGACAAUUUCACCCUCUCACUAAUUGGCGGGUUGUCUUUCGUGCUAAAAGGCUGAAAUCUACAACGAGAGUGGGCUAAAAUGGUCCGGCCCGUUGUAUCUAAACAAAAACAAGCGUCCAAU
Messenger RNA from Linum trigynum, 2330 nucleotides. NCBI's taxonomy places the organism in Eukaryota, Viridiplantae, Streptophyta, Magnoliopsida, Malpighiales, Linaceae. The record is from the annotation of a GenBank genome assembly.